UACAUAAGCUCUACACGAAACUCUCGAAUUGAGCAGCUGUGGGUUGAAGUCGGCACUCAGUUUGCUAGGCGAUGGAGGGCAUUUUUUACUCGGCUCGAAAAUUGGCACAUGCUCAACCCUCAGAACGCCAAUCAUCUUUGGUUGCUUCACGCACUUUUCCUUGACGAUAUCAAUCAGGAUUGCUCUGACUUUCAGGAAGAGUGGAAUUGCCAUCCAAUAUGGGGACCUGACACUAAUGACAAGAGUCCAAAGGACUUACAGUUCCUGGGACAAACACUAUUUGGUGUAUAUCGUGACGAUUGUGAGGGCGUUCACCCUGAUGUGAUUGAGGAGUACUACGGCAUUCAUGGUCGCCCUGCAUCCCGACGACCACAUCAAACUGGAGCAGGGCAUCCUGCUGACGAGGAAGAUGAUGCGGAUGAACAGUCGCCCGACAUUAUUGAGUUGAUCAAUGAUCAGCAAUGGCAGCACAUCCAUCAUGACGCUGUCAGAGUUCCUUCACACAGGAGCGCUUUUGGUACUGACGAAGAAACGCGAGAACAAUUUUUUACAGUUCUUGCUGAAGUUGUUGCAAAGAAAAUCACACCAGCGUAUUGCCGACUGACGCCAGAUGAAUGGGAAGGUGACCAGUAUCCUGCCUUUGAGACGAUAUGUGCUGGUCGACGAGGUGUGAAAGAGCUUCAAGUCUCCCUUGCAGAGCCAAUUUGGUUUCAUCGAGUGAAACUAUGGUGUCAAGCCUUGCUAGUUUUGACUAUGUUUUUAGCCGAUAGGGAUUAG
Molecule: messenger RNA, 777 nt
Organism: Suillus subalutaceus
Lineage: Eukaryota; Fungi; Basidiomycota; Agaricomycetes; Boletales; Suillaceae
Exons: 2
Source: RefSeq, a predicted model, not a curated record